AUGAAGUACGUCUCCUCUGUUCAGGACAUCGAAGUCCCAGAAGAUGUUAGUGUCAUCAUCAAGUCAAGAUUUGUCAAGGUUACAGGCCCAAAGGGUGUUUUGACCAAGGACUUGAAGCACGUCAACGUGACUUUCGUCCCUGUUAACAAGAAUCUCAUCCAGGCUCAUAUCCACAAUGGUGACAGAAGACAUGUUGCCACAUUGAGAACUGUCAAGUCUCUUAUUACCAACAUGAUUACCGGUGUUACCGUUGGCUUCCUUUACAAGAUGAGAUUUGUUUAUGCGCAUUUCCCUAUCAAUGUCUCCGUCAUUGAGGAGGAUGGCCACCAGGUUGUUGAGAUCAGAAACUUCUUGGGUGACAAGAAGCUCAGAAGAGUUGAUGUUCCAAAGGAUGUCAAGGCUGAAAUUUCCAAGGCUCAGAAAGAUGAGCUUAUCGUCUCUGGUAUUUCUGUUGAGGAAGUUUCCCAGACAUGUGCAAACAUCCACCAGAUCUGCUUGGUUAGACACAAGGAUAUCAGAAAGUUCUUGGAUGGUAUCUACGUCUCCGAGAAGGGUCACAUCAUUGAGGAAUUGUAA
This is a messenger RNA of Brettanomyces bruxellensis, 576 nucleotides long. Its product is annotated as 60S ribosomal protein L9B. The record is from RefSeq and is a predicted model, not a curated record. The coding region runs from base 1 to 576 and encodes 191 amino acids. The transcript has a single exon. Gene Ontology annotation, molecular function: structural constituent of ribosome; rRNA binding. Gene Ontology annotation, biological process: cytoplasmic translation. Lineage: Eukaryota; Fungi; Ascomycota; Pichiomycetes; Pichiales; Pichiaceae. Gene Ontology annotation, cellular component: ribosome; cytosolic large ribosomal subunit.